Molecule: messenger RNA, 1257 nt
Organism: Pipistrellus nathusii (Nathusius's pipistrelle)
Lineage: Eukaryota; Metazoa; Chordata; Mammalia; Chiroptera; Vespertilionidae
Source: the annotation of a GenBank genome assembly
AUGGGCAGCACCCACCCUUGUCCCUGGCUGCGGCUUCUCCGACCUGGGCCCCAGCCGCGGCCCGCGCUCUGCGCGCUCCUGUUCUUCCUGCUGCUGCUGGCUGCCGCCCUGCCCAGGUCUGCACCCAACGACAUUCUAGGCCUCCGCCUUCCCCCGGAGCCCGUGCUGGAUGCCAACACCGUGUGCCUGACAUUGCCCGGCCUGAGUAGGCGGCAGAUGGAGGUUUGCGUGCGCCACCCUGACGUGGCCGCCUCGGCCAUCCAGGGCAUCCAGAUCGCCAUCCACGAAUGUCAGCACCAGUUCCGGGAUCAGCGCUGGAACUGCUCUAGUCUCGAGACUCGAAAUAAGAUCCCCUACGAGAGUCCCAUCUUCAGCAGAGGUUUCCGAGAGAGUGCCUUCGCAUAUGCCAUCGCUGCGGCCGGCGUAGUGCACGCAGUUUCCAAUGCCUGUGCCCUGGGCAAACUGAGGGCCUGCGGCUGUGAUGCAUCCCGACGCGGGGAUGAGGAGGCCUUCCUUCGGAAGCUGCACCGCUUACAGCUGGAUGCACUGCAGCGGGGUAAGGGCCUGAGCCACGGGGUUCCCGAGCUCCCAGCCCUGCCCCCGGCUAGCCCUGGCCUGCAGGACUCCUGGGAGUGGGGCGGCUGCAGCCCUGACGUGGGCUUUGGGGAGCGCUUCUCUAAAGACUUUCUGGACUCCCGGGAGCCUCACAGAGACAUCCACGCACGCAUGAGACUCCACAACAACCGAGUUGGUAGACAGGCCGUGAUGGAGAACAUGCGGCGGAAGUGCAAGUGCCACGGCACCUCGGGCAGCUGCCAGCUCAAGACCUGCUGGCAGGUGACUCCGGAGUUCCGCGCGGUGGGGGCGCUGCUGCGCAACCGCUUCCACCGCGCCACCCUCAUCAGGCCGCACAACCGCAACAGUGGCCAGCUGGAGCUGGGUCCCGGGGGCGCUCCCUCUCCGGCCCCGGGCGGCCCCGGGCCUCGCCGCCGGGCCAGCCCUGCAGACCUGGUCUAUUUCGAGAAGUCGCCCGACUUCUGCGAGCGCGAGCCGCGCCUGGACUCGGCGGGCACGGUGGGCCGCCUGUGCAACAAGAGCAGCGCGGGCCCCGACGGCUGCGGCAGCAUGUGCUGCGGCCGGGGCCACAAUAUCCUGCGCCAGACGCGCAGCGAGCGCUGCCACUGCCGCUUCCACUGGUGCUGCUUCGUGGUCUGUGAGGAGUGCCGCAUCACGGAGUGGGUCAGCGUCUGCAAGUAG